CCUCGCUCGGCUCGAUCCCCACCCCCACCCUACCGCGCCCGCCACCAACCCCGCCCGCCUCCGCUACACGCUACUAAAGCCGAGCCCGCACGGCCGCACCCACCACCAUGCUCCUCCCCCUCCUCAGAUCCCACCCGCUGCUCCUCCACCGCGCCGCGCGACUGUCCUCCCCGCGCACCCGCCUGCUCCUCCGCCGCGACGCGCUCCCGCUCGCGCGCUCCCCGCCUAUCCGCAUGGCGGCCUCGUCCGGCUCCGGCGCCAGCUCCCCUGCCCCGGCGCCGCCUGCUGCCGUGGUGCACAAGUCAAAGAUCAAAUUCUGCCCUGCUUGUGGAAGUCCGACGAAAUUGGCCAUACCUGAUGGUGAUGAGAAGAUGAGGGCUGUUUGUUCUUCUUGUGGAAGAGUUCACUACGAAAACCCAAAAAUGGUUGUUGGUUGCCUUGUGGAGCAUGAUAAUAAGGUUCUCCUUUGCAGAAGAAAGAUUGAACCGGCUUAUGGUCUUUGGACACUUCCUGCUGGUUAUUUAGAGGUGGGGGAGUCUGCUGCUGAAGGAGCCUCUAGAGAAACAUUAGAAGAAGCAUGUGCAGAUGUAGAGAUAGUCUCACCUUUUGCUCAGUUGGAUAUUCCACUGAUUGGCCAAAGUUACAUUAUUUUCCGAGCAAGGUUGAAGACCCCCAACUUUUCACCUGGGGCGGAGUCGCUGGAAUGUGCACUUUUUGCUCUGGAUGAUAUACCAUUUGAUUCUCUUGCAUUUUCUUCAAUCAUUGUCACCUUAAGGAUGUAUACUGAAGAUGUGAGAUCUGGAAGCAUCAAAUUUCACUAUUGCACUAUAAACAAAAGGUUAGGAGCCAGCCCUUCAGAUCUUCGGAGUUUCGAUAUCGAUAACCAUAUAGCUGUGUGAGGUUGAAAAGUUCUAAACCUUUUACCGUUGAGGAGAAUGGUUUUGGCAUACGAACAGGCACAAGGCCACACAGCGAAAACAUUGCCAUCAGAUCGACCAGUCUUGUGUGUUGAAGCCCCAUGGGAGCCUUGUUUGGCGCCUCUCUGCACAUUGGAACAGAUUUAAAUUAGGUGCUGGAACUGUAAAUGGUUCGGUAUCAUAAAGCCUGAUUUAGCCUUUUUAGAAAAUUCUGUGUUUCAAUUUCAUGGGAGUUGGGAGGACUGAGAAUUGUAUCAUACUGCAGUAAAUCUUGGUUGUAGCAUUGAGCUAUCCUGCAUGCCAAGAUUGUGGCGCUUCUUCAGCAACUGCAUGCUGUAAUCUGGUUACAAUUGAAUUCUUUGAGCUCGUUUUCAAUCAUUUAUUUCAGUUGUAAA
Messenger RNA from Sorghum bicolor (sorghum), 1312 nucleotides. Its product is annotated as nudix hydrolase 23, chloroplastic. Lineage: Eukaryota; Viridiplantae; Streptophyta; Magnoliopsida; Poales; Poaceae. The record is from RefSeq and is a predicted model, not a curated record. Bases 108 to 899 code for a protein of 263 amino acids. The transcript has 7 exons.